Molecule: messenger RNA, 6261 nt
Organism: Stylophora pistillata
Lineage: Eukaryota; Metazoa; Cnidaria; Anthozoa; Scleractinia; Pocilloporidae
Biological process (GO): extracellular matrix organization
Molecular function (GO): extracellular matrix structural constituent conferring tensile strength
Source: RefSeq, a predicted model, not a curated record
GUUAUCUGACGCCUCCGUGCGUGCUUCAGAUCCUCGAAAAAUGGCUGGCCUUUCGAGUGAUCUGUAAGGUCUGACUUUAUCAUAGUUUCCCUUCUACGCGCAGUAAACACUCAACACCAUGCAGACGAAUUUAAUUUGGAGUGUGGUUAUUUCUUUUAUAUUGCAAGGGACGACGAUCCUAGCGCAGGACCCGAACUGUGAAAUAGACUUGGCUUUCGUGGUAGAUGCUUCAGGAAGUGUUCGUGACGAUUGGGACGCUCUGCUCAAAUUUGUUGUCAAUGUGUCAAAGAAUAUCAACGUCAGUCCUGAAGGCUCCCAUAUCGCUUUGGUCAAAUUUGGAGACCAAGGUGAAAAAGUUCUCGAUUUUGAAGAGUUUGAUCCGGCAACUUUCAAAGAAGAUAACGUCUUACAAAAGAUUACAUCAAUCGGAAAGCCGCCCUCAGGCGCUUCUAGGUACAUCAACAGAGGACUACGUGAAGUUAACGAACAAGUCUUUCAGGAAAAAUUUGGAAUGAGGCCAGAUGUUCAAAAGGUGGUAUUUCUCAUCACAAAUGGAAAACAAACCGCAAUAACUUCGCCAGAUGAGGCUGGUCCCAUUGACGCGUCAACAGAGUUAAAAGACAGGGGUUUCUACGUCAAUGUAUUGAGUAUCGGCCAAGUAGAUGUUAUAGAGCCGUGGAACUACGCCACAGACGCCGAAGAAGUACUUCAAGUGGACGAUUUCCCUCAGCUCGAUUCCAAAGUGAAGGAAGUCAGUGAAACUCUUUGCCCUUCGGCUCAGCCCCUAACGACUCCGCUGCCGAUAAAGACUUCUCUGAUGACUCCGGACCCUCAACCACAACAGAUUCUCCCGCCACAACGAAUUGGCCCGUCAGGUGAUCCUGGAGAGAAAGGAGACCAGGGAGAUCAGGGGCCGCCCGGUCCCCCCGGACCUCAAGGCUUUCGGGGUCCUCAGGGAACAGCAGGACCUCCAGGACCCAAGGGACCUCCUGGAUCUCAAGGCCCUCCCGGUCCCCCUGGCCCCCCGGGGCCAAUUAUUAACAAUAUCACAAACGGUGGACCUGUAGAGCAACUACCACCAAUAUUUAUAGGCAGCAAGGGACCCAGUGUAGGGUAUAGGGAAGUGAAAGGAGAGCCUGGUGAACCGGGUGCCACUGGCACAAUUGGUGUCCCUGGAAGGAGAGGGAUUGAUGGGGAACGUGGAAAACCGGGGCCACCGGGCUUAGAUGGGAGCCCAGGCGCACCGGGAAUACCUGGACUGACGGGUCCCCCUGGUAAACGGGGACGCCUUGGAGCAGAUGGAGAUCCAGGUUCCCCUGGGGCUGCUGGAGAGCGGGGUCCACAAGGCGAACCGGGUCCUCGGGGAGCGUCUGGUCUGACAGGGUUGCAAGGUGUCAAGGGGGAUAGGGGAGAACAAGGACCUGCAGGACAGCCAGGAGACAAAGGAAGGCAAGGCCCACAGGGAGACACAGGCGAACGAGGAAGUUCUGGUCGUGAUGGAAGACCCGGUAUACAAGGUCACCAAGGAAGGCUUGGUCCCCCAGGAGCGGUGGGCGCACCGGGUAGAAACGGUCCUCGUGGGAAGCCUGGUCAAGAAGGUUCUGCGGGUGCACCUGGGGAGAUGGGUGAAGCAGGCAUAGCAGGAAGUCCUGGGCCUAAGGGGAAUUCAGGACCCCAGGGGCGUCCAGGACCUAGAGGUGCAAACGGAGAGCCUGGCCAAAAAGGAGAGGAAGGACAAGUCGGAGAUCCAGGGAACCCCGGCCUCCCAGGUGAGGAGGGAGAACCUGGGCCCAAGGGUAACAUGGGCUCAAUGGGUCUGAUGGGACCUCAAGGACCGCGAGGCUCUCCAGGAAGAGAUGGUAUACCUGGGCAGCCUGGUCGCGAUGGUGAGCGUGGAGACACCGGUAAAUCUGGAUUUCCUGGCUUGAGAGGAGCAACUGGAUCAAAAGGUGAACAGGGUAGGAAAGGACAGAUGGGAAGACCUGGGCCGUUUGGCAUCGCUGGGAAGCGAGGUAGUCAAGGAGCUCCGGGACCGGUUGGAACAGCGGGAGAGCCUGGGGGGAUGGGUAAACGGGGAGCUAUCGGGUAUCCAGGUGCAACCGGAAGAAAUGGGAAGAAGGGCAAUUCUGGUACCCCAGGGAUACCCGGAACUCCAGGAGUAAAGGGAGACGUGGGAGCCCCUGGGGAUUUGGGGCAGCCAGGACAGAGGGGCUUACCGGGAGCACGUGGACCUAGGGGAAAACCGGGACGUGAUGGAGAAUCAGGAAAGCCGGGAAUGCCUGGCGAUGACGGUCGUCUUGGAAGACCUGGGAGUGAAGGCUCUCGUGGAAUGAUGGGAAUGCGAGGCUUUAACGGUGCAAGAGGACAACGGGGUGCGGAUGGACGCCCUGGUUCAAAUGGACGCCGUGGACCUCGAGGAGUAAAGGGUGACCGCGGUCGAAAGGGCGUUGCGGGAAGACCUGGGAGAUCAGGAAGGCGUGGUCGUCGAGGUAGUAUGGGAGGGCCUGGAUUCCGUGGAAGUCCUGGAUUGAAGGGUCUAUCGGGACCUCAAGGAGCUCCAGGUUACCCCGGCCGCGCAGGGCGUAAGGGAAUCCGUGGAGUUAACGGCAAAGAUGGAAAAGCUGGAGAUAUGGGACCCCGUGGACCUCCUGGCCCAAUGGGACCAUCUGGUUCUCCGGGCAUGCCGGGACGCAUAGGUGAAUAUGGAUCGCACGGCUUGUCAGGGGCUCCCGGUCCUAAAGGAGGGAAAGGAGCCAAAGGAAUGCGCGGCUCAGAUGGUAGACCAGGAUGGCCAGGUAUCCGUGGACGGAGCGGAAGGAAAGGACCGAAAGGGAAGCCAGGUGACCGGGGCUAUCCGGGACUUCCUGGAAACAACGGACGAGAUGGUCAACCGGGUAUGGAUGGAAGACCAGGUACUCCGGGAUACCCAGGACCUCGCGGCCCCAAGGGGAAGGAUGGUGAAAAUGGUUUACCUGGAAAGCCCGGUAAAGAAGGAGAAAUGGGUCUACCAGGAGAAAGAGGCUCUUCUGGUUUAACUGGAAUUGGAGGAGCGACGGGACGCCCUGGACCACCCGGACCAGAUGGAAACAAGGGAUCCCCUGGAAUAAAGGGAAGAAAAGGACCUGUGGGUGUGCGAGGAUCGAAGGGCGAAAGUGGUGGUCCGGGAUCACGAGGCCAAGGGGGUGAUGAUGGAGAGCCGGGAAGUCCUGGCAAUGUGGGGCUUCGAGGAUCACCUGGCAUGCCGGGAAAGCCAGGAUUACAAGGAGCACAAGGUCGAGAAGGUGAACCAGGCCUCGAGGGUAAACCAGGAAUUCCUGGUACGAAAGGAGCCCGAGGAAGAUACGGGAAGUCAGGAAAACCCGGUUUACCCGGUCCUCCGGGAAUGGGCGGUCAAGAUGGUAUAUCUGGUCCCCCCGGACAGGACGGCCCGGUUGGCUUUCUUGGACCUCCUGGACCGAUGGGUCCCAAAGGACAUGUUGGACUAAAUGGCUUUAAUGGUUUUGCAGGAAGAGGUGGAGCACGAGGAGAAGACGGUGAAUUGGGUGAUCAAGGUCCAAAGGGAGCUGAUGGUAUCUCUGGGGAACCUGGUUUAACAGGAUAUCGCGGGAAAACUGGAGAUCCAGGACCGGACGGCCGCCCAGGGAAUGAUGGUCUUCCUGGUAUAGACGGUACACCUGGACAGAAUGGCGCCGCAGGAGAACGGGGAGAUCGCGGAAGUAAUGGGACUGCUGGAGCUCCAGGACCUCCCGGUGAAAUGGGAAGACUGGGGGAGCCAGGGGAUAAAGGCAUUCCAGGGCUCGCAGGUGACCCGGGUGAUUUGGGUACCGAAGGAGAUGAAGGGGAACCUGGACAGAAAGGAAGAACUGGUUCAAUGGGAGCACAAGGAGAUGAAGGAGAGACUGGGCAGCCAGGCCGGCCGGGCGAUCCAGGAUUGACAGGGCUACCGGGAAUACCUGGUCCACCUGGAGAUAUGGGCUCGAUAGGGGAACCCGGUCAGCAAGGAUCAACCGGCCCUUUCGGACCCAAGGGCGUGAUGGGGCCUCAAGGACCACCAGGCCCUCCCGGUUAUGGCGGUGAGGAGGGACGAAUUGGGCCAGAGGGCGAAUAUGGUGACCGAGGACCAAGAGGACCUGCUGGGGAUCAGGGACUUCCGGGUGACCCAGGCCCACCUGGUCCGCCUGGCGAGAAGGGGCCUCCAGGGCAAUAUUUCUACCCGCAGCCGCCUGGUAUUUCCACCGGAGGGAACAAGAAAGGUCCAUUCUCCAAUCGUCGGCUUUACUCGAGUAACCAGGAAAGUCACAAAGAAACCAACACCGCUGAGGAUCAACUGCAGUUAGACAUGUCACAAGUAAUUGAUUACUACCUGACCGCUCUUAACCAUGUCGUCGAGAAUUUCAGAACACAAAAUGGCACCAGACGAUACCCUGCACGUUCAUGUCGAGAGCUUCAUCUUGACUACCCUGAGCACCCAAGUGGAAGAUACUGGAUUGAUCCAAACGAAGGUUGUACUGAUGAUGCAGUUCAGGUUUAUUGCGACUUUGAACAGCAAGUCAACUGCAUCGAACCCAAAAAUCAUAAGAUCACGAUUCCAAGCCUCUCUGCCAAUCAGUGGAUAAGCGAAGUCAACCUUCCAACAGAAACGUUUGAAUACAAGGCAACAACUGGCCAAAUUAAUUUUCUUAGACUCUUGAGCAAAGGAGUUUACCAGAACAUAACGUAUUCAUGCUUCAGAGAAGACGAUAAUGAUUGCACCAUUGAACUUCAAGGAGAAAAUGACAUGGAAUUCAGAUCAUCUGAGCAAACCAAGUCCAGCUUUGUUUCCACAGACUCAAAGGAGAAAGAACUAUCCGGUCGUCGAGCAGUCAUGGAAAUAAAUACAAACCGCACAGGUGCUUUACCCAUAGUGGACUUUGCCCAAACUUACGUCAGUGAAUCAACAGGGCCUUUCCGUCUUGAGAUUGGGCCCGUGUGUUUUAUGUAUUAAAGUUAUGGAUUUGAAAUCCCGCUAGUAUUUUACCUCUCUUAAGUCAAAGACAACAGCCAGGCCAUCACUUUAGUAUAUUUUGAAAACGUUUCCUAAUUCGAUGUUAUCGUCUUAGCAUAGUACGUUGAAAUUGAAAGAAUGAAUCUUGAACGAAAACCUUUGUGUUUUACUAAUCUUACGCUUUAUUAUUUAAAUUAUAGUAAAAUCACAAACCCUUGGUUGUGCUUUUUCCUUUCAUUUUUGUCUUCCCUUCCCUCAUUUCAAAGUAAUGGUAGACCUCACAAAUUGUAUUAUUUUCACAUCCGCCAUUAAGACGUUUUCGUCAAAUUAUGACUGCAGCGUUUUUGAAAUUACAAGGAGUAACCCAUCAUUUGCUUAUUGCCUUUAACUGUGCUUAAAUUCUAAUUUACUCUUAAUGGUGGAAAUGGAGGUUUUAUGGUUUAUGGAGCAUAGCUCUCUACUAAACCUAAAGCUUGUGAAUCCAGCCGAUAUUGAGGGAGGUCACAACAAAGAACUUGUUUCCAUGUUUUCCUUUAGAAAAACAUCCUGCCCUGUUUUCUGUCAGAGUGGAGACUUGCUAUUUAGUGACAGUUGUUAAGGUAUUAACAAUACACAUUACUUAAAAAAAAAAGAACCAAAAAGCCAAAAAAAGAAAAAGGAUGGGUAAGUGGAGACAGGAAAUAACUGUGCUUAACAUGCGUCAGUCGUGGUUAUUUUGGUCUCGGUCGCGCGCAACUCGUUAGCAUUAUGUAAUAAAUUGCUCAAUAGGACGGGAAGAUUAUAUACUCCUUUAAUGCGGAUGCAAAAUAAGCCAAGUUUUCCGAAUAUAAACAUAGAAACAUGUUAAUCGCUUCACUACCAAGAUCUCAUUAUCCAUCCUCUGCAUUCUGAGAAGCAUCUCUUACAAUCAAAGCCCAGAGAAUUUUGAGUGAAUUAAAAAUAUUUCCCUUAGAUUAUUUUCUUUUUACUUCUCGUCACAUUUGUAUUUGGGUUGAUAUUAGAAAAAGCAGUUUUUAUUUCUGUCACUCUUGUUCAAGGGUGGUGAUGCAGCGAUCCAAUUCAUUUACAUUUUAACCUUUGAGAUGGAAUUUACGAACGUGCUCAAGUUUUUGCUUUAAUUUCUUAGAUGUCUUACACUCUUCUUUUACGUUAAUAAAUUGCUCGUAUGGACUGUACGGUGUGCCCCUAUGGCGUCACUGCUCUUGUGGAUGGAAGACAGAGGUCAAAGUAGAGCGCGUGGAAUACUAUGCUAUCCUGAUAAACCUCAUCUAAAUUGA